UACGUCAUUUCCGGUGUGGGUUACGGCUCCGCGCGCGAAACAUGUCCACUGUUUACUUUGAUGUUACUGAAGUUUUUUAGCUUUAAAGUAGACGUAUGAUGUGCAGCACAGUGGACAAUGCAGAGGUCAUCAUUCUGAGUGAUGAUGAUGAGCCAGAGGAAGAAGAGGCGUCUGUGCUGUUUGUGGAGGUGGAGCCUGUCAACAAGAAUAUAGACAGUGUAUUAUCCAGCAGUGCCAUGGAGGAGGACAUGGUGGUGACAUUCUCUCGCUGUGCUGACGUACUGCCCCACGCUCGCUAUGACUGCCCCAUACAGCCCUUUAUGGCGACAGAGUGUGAGAUCAGCACUCCCAUAGACAACAACCAACUCAUGUGUGAACAGUGUUUCUGCUACAUCUGCGACAAGCCAGCCUCACAGUGUAAGGUGUGGACUUACAGUGGAGUGUGUCACUGCAAUAGCCACAAGAGAAGCACCUUCUGGAACAAUCAGAGGAACAGCAGCCUGCUCGGAGGUCUGCAGAGCUUUAACCUGACGCUAUGUGAAAUCGACUCACAUCUCAGGCACGCAGAAAUAUUGCUGCAGAGGUUCAAAAAAGAGCUGACUGUAAGAUUCUCUGCCUAUUUGAGCGGAAAACCAGCAGAAGAAUACAGCCCCACAGCACAAGGCCGGGUCCAUGAUUAUACUCCGGUGUACGAGUGUGUUGGCUCCUUCCUGGACCUGGCAGAGAGACAGGACAACAGAGCGGGGGCCAUCAUGCAGCUGGGGGCCGCAGAGGCCUUUGUGUCUCACUACUUUGUGUCUGGCACAUUUGCACUACAGACUCCUAUGUCUAAUGCUGCUGUAGCAAGAACAGAACUAAUUAACAGAGUGAUCUUGUCAUUACAAAGACAAAUCGUGAUGGGCGAGUUCACAACAGAAUUCAUCCACAAACUACAGGAGUUCUACAAGAAGCUGUCUCUGCCCGCUGAGCUCAAGAGCCUCAAGACCAGCCUGUCUGUCCGGCCCUGGGACGAUGUGUUGCUGGGCUCUGUGCUCAGGGGACAGAACGUGUGUGGCUUUCGUAAAGACCGAAAAGGCAAAAAGGAUGUCCUCCUGGAGCACAUUUAUGUGGUGCAGUUGAGGACGGAGAGACUGCAGCACGAAGGCAGGUACAGAGAGCUGUGUCGCUACCUCCGGGUGGUCCAGACCGAUGACCCCAAAAUUUUCCACCAAGUGCUGGACCUGGUGCCCUUCUUCCUGUGUGUUGACGGACAGCUCCACUCUGCCCUCCAGAACCUCUUGAUCUCACAGACCUCCAGCCUCUCACCCCGGCUCUUCCUGUCCUACCUGUACAUCUUUAAAAUGGCUAUGGCUCCGAUGCAGGUCCUGCGUGUGCACGCUGAUCUCUGCUCCCCCAAUGCUGCCUGGAAACCUAUCCCAGGUGCAGUUCCUCUAAAGCGCCUGGACUUGGUGAAGUUUGCUCUCAAAGCUCAGGCCUACUGCUCUGACAUUAUCAAUGAUAGUCAGUGCUGGAUCAGCGUGCUCUCGUUGGCCAGUUCUCCUGCUGGAUUGGUGGGUGGUCUUCUGGAGCCCAGUGCAGAGUACCUCCUUGAGUCCAAAAAUCUUAUCAAGUCCAUGGUGCUACAAAGCAAGGAGACCUGCAACUUCCACAUCCCUCGCCCCUUCCAGGAGGUGUACCCAGACCAGGCUCUGCUGCUGCUGCUCACUGAGGCCCUGGCUCAGAGGAUCCAGACCGGCCCUUUCAGCCCUGUGCUCCCUGUGCUCCGCUGCUUUCAGAACAACAUGUGGGCUUUGCACUGGCUGUGGGACAGUCUGUCGUCCUCCGAGCGCCUCAGCUCCUUCAUCGCAGAGGUGACCCAGGAAAUUGACCAGAGCGCAGACAAGUCGCUGGGAUUUCUCCACAUGUUGAUACCCCCCUCCAAACUAAAAACUCCAAACUCCAAACUCAACUUAGAUCAUACUUAUGCAGAAGUGGAGUGA
Messenger RNA from Periophthalmus magnuspinnatus, 1979 nucleotides. RefSeq lists its product as uncharacterized. The transcript has 19 exons. NCBI's taxonomy places the organism in Eukaryota, Metazoa, Chordata, Actinopteri, Gobiiformes, Gobiidae. Bases 96 to 1979 code for a protein of 627 amino acids. The record is from RefSeq and is a predicted model, not a curated record.